ACCAAAACACUUCAAAGAGAAAGUAAAAUAAAAAAUAAAAAAAUGUGUUCAUUGCCUAAUAAUGAGAGCAUCAGCAUCGAGCUGCAACAGUUGCAGCUCGAUGUUGAUGAUACUAAUGGAAGGCAUCAGAGAACUCAGUGGCUACUGAAUUCUCCAGAGGCACCAAGUUUUUGCAAUGAGCUCAAAGAAUCUGUUUUGCCACAAAAAAACAAUUUUUUUCGUUCAAACUCAAAGCCAUGCAGAGCUGGGGUUUUUUCAUUCUUGCAAGGGUUAUUUCCAAUCCUUAGCUGGGGAAGGAAUUAUAAAGCUACCAUGUUCAAGCAUGAUUUGUUGUCUGGCUUAACUCUUGCUAGUCUCUGCAUUCCUCAGAGUAUAGGAUAUGCUAAUCUUGCAAACCUUGAUCCUCAAUAUGGCUUAUACACUAGUGUUGUUCCACCAUUGAUAUAUGCCGUUAUGGGGAGUUCGCGUGAGCUCGCUAUUGGCCCUGUUGCUGUUGUAUCGCUACUGCUUUCUGCAAUGAUAACCAAAAUUGUAGAUCCUACAGUUGAUCCUAUUGCUUAUACAAGCCUUGUUUUUACUGUCACUUUUUUCGCCGGUAUAUUCCAGGCUGCAUUUGGCCUAUUAAGAUUGGGAUUUCUUGUUGAUUUUCUUUCACAUGCUGCUAUAGUUGGAUUCAUGGGAGGUGCAGCUAUUAUAAUUGGUCUUCAACAAUUAAAGGGUCUCAUAGGAAUUACUCACUUUACUAACAAAACUGAUGUGGUUUCUGUGCUGAAAGCUGUUUUCAGGUCAUUUCAUGAUGAGGCAUUGUCUCCUCUGAAUUUCAUACUUGGUUGUUCAUUCCUCAUCUUCAUCCUAGUAACCAGAUUUAUAGGUAAAAGGAAUAAGAGACUAUUUUGGCUACCAGCUAUUGCUCCUUUGUUAUCAGUGAUAGUAUCCACCUGGAUGGUUUAUUUAACCAAGGCUGAUCAACAUGGAGUUAAAAUUGUAAAACACUUCAAAGGGGGUUUGAAUCCAAGUUCAGUUCAUCAAUUACAGUUCAAUGGUCCACACCUUGGAGAAGUCACGAAAAUUGGACUAAUUACUGCUCUCGUGGCUCUAACUGAAGCUAUUGCUGUCGGACGAUCUUUCGCUUCGAUGAAUGGCUAUCAUCUUGAUGGGAAUAAAGAAAUGGUAGCCAUGGGUUUCAUGAACAUUUUGGGAUCUUUAACUUCUUGCUAUACAGCAACUGGUUCGUUUUCAAGGACAGCUGUGAAUUUCAAUGCAGGAUGUGAGACUGUGGUAUCAAACAUAGUUAUGGCAAUCACAGUUUUCAUAUCCCUGGAAUUGUUAACCAAGCUUUUAUACUACACUCCACUAGCUAUCCUUGCAUCGGUUAUCUUAUCCGCGCUUCCUGGAUUGAUCGACAUAAAUGAAGCGUAUCAUAUCUGGAAAGUGGACAAGAUGGACUUUAUUGUUUGCAUUGGUGCCUUUUUUGGAGUAAUGUUUGUAUCUGUCGAAAUUGGCCUUCUAGUCGCGGUUAGCAUUUCAUUUGCUAGAAUAAUACUGGACACGAUUCGAGCAAGUACAGAAGUACAAGGAAGGCUUCCUGGGACGACAGACACAUUUUGUGACAUUACACAAUAUCCAGGAGCCACUAGAACUUCAGGCAUCUUGAUCAUCAGAAUCAACUCUGGUUCACUUUGUUUUGCAAAUGCUACUUCCAUAAGAGAAAGGGUGCUGAAAUUGGUGACACACACAGGUGAUAGUGAGGAGAACACAAAGGAAAAGGUUCAUUUUUUGGUUCUUGACAUAUCCAAUGUAAUGAGUGUGGAUACAUCAGGAAUAUUGAUGUUAGAAGAGCUGCACAGCGAAUUGAUUUCACAAAGCAUACAAUUAACCAUAGCUAACCCAAGAUUAAGAGUCAUUAACAAAAUGAAGACAGCAAAAUGUUUCGACAAACUAGGAAAAGAAUGGAUUUUCCUUACUAUUGGUGAUGCUGUAGAUGCCUGCUCGAGUCUCAAAAUAGCUGAUCAUAGCUCUACCAAUUGUUGA
Lycium barbarum (goji berry) is the source of this 2031-nucleotide messenger RNA. Its product is annotated as low affinity sulfate transporter 3-like. The transcript is spliced from 12 exons. Gene Ontology annotation, cellular component: membrane. Gene Ontology annotation, molecular function: secondary active sulfate transmembrane transporter activity. The record is from RefSeq and is a predicted model, not a curated record. Gene Ontology annotation, biological process: transmembrane transport. The coding region runs from base 43 to 2031 and encodes 662 amino acids. NCBI's taxonomy places the organism in Eukaryota, Viridiplantae, Streptophyta, Magnoliopsida, Solanales, Solanaceae.